AUGAUCCCGAUUUUAUUUUGGAAAGAAACAUCUUCAACUGCCACGGAAGUCUAUGCCUUAGGUGCCACUAUUGACUAUAUUUUGCCAAAGAACAAUCUAACAGAACUUGCCGAUUUGAGAGAUUUUGUGACAACAAAAAUAAGAAAUACAAAUGCAAGGAAAAGAGCCACUUAUGACGAGGUUAUUGAACGGGCCAAUGUUAUGUGGCUGAGCAAAAAAGACAAUGCCAAUUUAGGUUAUGAUUUGGAGAAAAACUUGUUUGGCUCGAAAAAAGAAUUUAAAGUCUCUUCAUACUUUAAGUGA
Molecule: messenger RNA, 303 nt
Organism: Naegleria fowleri
Lineage: Eukaryota; Heterolobosea; Eutetramitea; Acrasida; Naegleriidae
Exons: 1
Coding region: 1-303 (100 amino acids)
Source: RefSeq, a predicted model, not a curated record